Molecule: messenger RNA, 1969 nt
Organism: Sitophilus oryzae (rice weevil)
Lineage: Eukaryota; Metazoa; Arthropoda; Insecta; Coleoptera; Curculionidae
Product: sodium/potassium-transporting ATPase subunit beta-1
Exons: 7
Coding region: 215-1243 (342 amino acids)
Biological process (GO): sodium ion export across plasma membrane; intracellular sodium ion homeostasis; potassium ion import across plasma membrane
Cellular component (GO): sodium:potassium-exchanging ATPase complex
Molecular function (GO): ATPase activator activity
Source: RefSeq, a predicted model, not a curated record
GUUUACAACAUUUUAGUUAAAUAAUUAUCAAAGACUCAAGAAUUCUACGUCAUUAGUUCACUAUUUCGUGUUAUCGUAAUUUGAUAAAGAGUUUACACAGUGAGAUUUGAUAAAUACCGCAAAUUAUCCUGAAACGGUCAACAAAACCAGUGAUUAUUACCAGUUAUUACACAGAAAAACGUUUGUUUUCUACUGUGAUAUCAUUUCUGAAGAAAUGGUAGCCUCGAAGUCGGAAGACAAUGGCGGCGUUCGAGAGUUCCAGUUCCAGCAGAAACGGGUGGAGACCAAUUGGCAGGCCUUCAAAAGGCUCAUCUACGAUCCGUCGACCAACGCCGUUUUCGGUCGUACCGGAAAAAAUUGGGGUCAGCUUCUCACAUUUUACGCUAUCUUCUAUCUGGUUUUGGCCGCGUUGUUUGCCAUAUGUAUGCAAGGAUUGUUUGCUACACUCAGCGAUACUGAACCAAAAUGGCGGCUGGAAAGGAGUCUUAUUGGUACCAACCCUGGCCUGGGUUUCAGACCUAUAUCAGAACGAACAGAAGAAGGCUCGCUGAUAUGGUAUAACAUGACCAACAGCACGCAAGUGGUCAGAUGGGUGAAGCUAAUAGACGAAUUUUUGGAACCAUAUAACAAACCACAAACUGGUGAAAACUACGUGAACUGUGACUUCGAUAAGCCUCCAGAAGCGGGCAAAGUAUGCGUUACGGACGCUUCAAAACUUGGGAACUGCAACAGGAACAGGUCGUACGGAUACAGUACUUCGUCCCCGUGCUUCUUUCUCAAGCUCAAUCGAAUCUUCGACUGGACACCGGACUACUAUACGGAGGUGGUAUCUGACAUGCCACAGGAUUUGCAAAUGCAUAUUAAAGCGGCUAAAUCUGAGGAAGAAAAAAAGCAAAUAUGGGUUUCUUGUAACGGACAAAGCCCAAUGGAUGAAGAAAACGUCAAAGGUUUCAAUUACUACCCGCAAGGGUUUGCUGGGUACUAUUAUCCAUACAGAAACGUCAAAAACUACUUGAGUCCUAUCAUAGCAGUGGAAAUCUUAAAUGUUACACCUAAUGUAAUUGUGAGUAUUGAAUGCAGAGCAUGGGCCAAGAAUAUCGAAUACAGCGGCAGCGCAUUGACAAGGGCUGGAUCAGUCCAAUUCGAGGUCCAAGUUGAUGCUGACACAGUCAGCACUAAACUCGUCACUACCACAGAAGAGACUCCAGCCACUACACUUCCUACUAUCACCACCUCAUCAUAAAAAUCACCCAUAUCACCCAUGGCUACCGUACUUACUAUUAUAUUAUAAAUUAUAACGGUCUUUUUGUCGUGUAAGGUUGUGCCUUAAAUGUAUUACACAACUAUCGUGGUUGUCUAGAUACUUAUUUUUAUUGUUUACGUUUAAUUCGUGUAUGUUAUAUACUUCGAAAAGCUUUAAAAAUGUAUUUAGUUUACUUAUGUUAUGUACGUAUCAAAAUUUUAAACUAUUUUUUCAUAUAUGUAAGUCGAUGGUUUGAAAAACUGUUUAAAAGUAGUAGUUUUAGCGCGCAACUUAAUAUGGUUAUAUAGGUAACCAGUAAUACGCCGGUAUGUAUCUUGUGUUGCAUAAACUCUUUGGCGCGAUUAUUUAAAAUCACCAAGUAUUUUUUUAAACCACCUUAAUUUGUUUUUUAUGGUACUUAAGGCUUAAAUAGCGAAGUCACGUGUGUUUCUAGAAUUAAUAUAUUAAAAAUAAGUAAUUAUUUUUGUAAAAUGACCAAAAAAUCAGCUUAGAUUUGGUACAAAAGUUUUACAAGAAAAUUCAAGAUUUAAAAUUACCUUAAUUUUAAGUUAAAAGCUUAUAAGUAUUCUGUGUUCUCUGUACUACUAUUUUAUUUGAAAAAAAAACAUUAAUCAAAUAGGUAUAUUCUUAAACAACUAUUGUUUAUUUUAAUUUUAAGUAUAGUACUUCAAAGCUUACUUAAAUAAAGAAAAAAUAAUAAAGUUA